UAGCGCGAUUGGCUAGUUCUUUUAACUGAUUACGCAUUUGUCCACUAGUUGACCUGUUUUGACUAUAUCAACCAAUUAGAUGUGAGUUUGUUUUGGAUGUGUGCUGUUAUUGGUCCCUUCCCAAUUUCUUUAUUUGUUGAUUGGUUGGCCCUAUCCAAUCAGAAAUUACAGCUCUUUCACGUGAGUGGCACAGCUGUAGUCCAAUGAAAGGGUCGUGGGCAUGUUUGUGAAUGGUCCAGUGUCCGUUUGUGGGCGGGGUAUAGUGAAAAUGGCGGCUGUUCGGUGAAGGAACUAACUUUAUUACCAUGCUAGGACUAAAGCCAGUAAUAGUGCCAGCUUGUUGUUGGUUUUUUUUUUUUUUAAUGUUGAUAACCGUUUCGGAGUCAUGUCGACUUUGUGUCUGUAGGGUAGUGACAGGGCAGCUACAUAAGCUAGAGACGAGUGCGGAUGUUAAAAAGCAGAUAAAGAAGCUCGAACAUUAAACGGUCCUGUUGGAUUUUCUAAAAGCCAGCGAGUCCGGCUCUGUAUCCGACUAAGCUGUAAGAAGUGAAUUAGGCAGAGAGCCCUGCCAGGACAGGCCACGCCACAGAGACGGCUCCUGUGGGACCAUCACUCCCCAUUGGUUUCUGUAGGGAGCAUUGGCACUCAGGACCCGCGUUUGGUUCCAUGAAUGAAAAUGGAUGAUUCCAAACCGCGCUACAGCAAAAGACUGCGUGCUCGUAAUCAGCAGCGUUACCAUGAUGAUGGCAUCUCGGAUGAGGAGAUUGAUGGGAGGAGGAUGUUUGACCUGGAGGAGAAGGUUAACAGUGAGAGGUUCAGCUCUGACAGAGUGCUUCGCAUGGAUGGAAAAGACUUUACAUAUGCAUUCAUUCAGAGAGGUGGUCUGAGGGACCCCAUCAUUUUUGAGAAGCCUGAUGGACUGGGAAUCAAGAUGCCAGAUCCUGACUUCAGUGUCAAUGAUGUCAAGAUGUUUGUCGGUAGCAGACGCAUGAUAGAUGUGAUGGACGUGAGCACUCAGAAGGGGACCGAGAUGUCCAUGGCCCAGUGGACACGUUACUAUGAGACCCCCCCGUGUCAGAGAGAGAAGCUCUAUAAUGUUAUCAGCCUGGAGUUCAGCCACACCAAACUGGAGAACUGGGUCAAGAGACCUGCCACAGUUGAUCUGAUCGACUGGGUGGACAACAUGUGGCCUCGGCAUCUGAAAGAGAGACAGAGAGACUCGACUAACUCUAUCAAUGACAUGCAGUACCCCAAAGUACAGAAAUACUGUCUGAUGAGUGUUGAGGGCUGCUACACAGACUUCCACAUCGACUUUGGUGGGACUUCAGUAUGGUACCACAUACUGAGAGGGAGCAAGGUGUUUUGGCUGAUUCCUCCGACUCCUCAGAACCUGGAGCUCUAUGAGAACUGGGUACUGUCAGGGAAACAAGGAGAUGUGUUCUUGGGAGACCGAGCAUCUGACUGUCAGAGGAUUGAACUGAAGCAGGGCUGCACCUUCAUCAUACCCUCAGGUUGGAUCCAUGCCGUUUACACCCCGGUGGACUCGAUGGUCUUUGGAGGAAACUUCUUGCACAGCUUUAACAUCCCCAUGCAGCUCAACAUCUGUAGUAUAGAGGACAGAACGCGGGUUCCAGCAAAGUUUCGUUACCCCUUCUACUAUGAGAUGUGCUGGUACGUGCUGGAACGCUACGUCUUCAGCCUGACGAAGACCUCCUACCUCACCCCAGAGUUUCAGAAACACUCCCUGGGCAUUGGUCUGAAGAAUCCGUGUGGCUCAGAUCCAGUCAGUGAGCAGCUGAAGACUGAGGGGGAGGGUGUUGGCAGUGAGGAAGACUCUGAGAAACUUCCACUUAAGGUCCACCUGACCCCCCUUGAACUGGAGGGACUCUGGAACCUGCUGGGUAAACUGGAAGCUCUACCCUCUAACAAGAAGUGUGUCCCAGCAGGGAUACACAAUGCCCCAGCGCUCAUUACACACAUCAAGGCACUACUGAAGGAGCACGCUAAUGACAAUCCCAGCAUGUCAUACACAGGACGGCCCAUCGUCAGGUGGCCAAAGAGGCCGUCAUGGUACCAACCUCCUCCCCCUCCCCCACCACCACCUCGCCCUAAACUGUCCUCCACUCCCAUCACUCCACGACCUCAAAAACCAGCGUCUUCCAUGUCCGUGUUGAGACGACGCAGGGUUAGGUGUAAACGCUGUGAAGCCUGCAUGAGACCUGAGUGUGGAGACUGCAACUUCUGCAGAGACAUGAAGAAGUUUGGAGGCCCAGGGAAGUUAAAGCAGACCUGUGUUCUACGACAGUGUCUCUCUCCGGGCCUGCCUCUGUCUGCGGUGUGUGAGAUCUGCAAAGAGCCCAAUCAGGAGGAAACCGGAGACCCCUCCCUCACUCUGAUGGAAUGCUCCAAUUGUGCCCAGAUCGUCCACCCUGCCUGCCUCACGGUUCAGGGGGAAGGAGUGGUGAAUAAAGACCUGCCAAGCUGCUGGGAGUGCCCGAAGUGUGUGCAGGGCAUCACUGAUCCAGAGUCAUCAGGCAGUGAUGAAUCGCUGGCUGCUGGCCACCAACAGCGUAUCCGUCCCCACGGCCCCCUGGUCCUCAGGCUGGGUCCGGGGCCCUCUCCUAGCAUAGGGGGUCCUGUGGGCCCCCAUCAGGACGGGGAGGUUGUCCGCUGUGGUUUCUUCCCUGCUCCUUCUCUUCCUUCCUGCUCUUCCUCCUCCUCAGCGUCACUUCUCUUGGUGGCGGCCCCUCUGCCUUCUCAGCCAAUCAGCUCGAGACUGCAGUCUAAAGGUGACCGAGGUGACAGCCUUCCACUGAAAAGGAAGUCCUCCUCUCUGCUUGACGCUCGUAUGGCUAAGAUCUACAGACGCCAGCGCCACAGCCGCGAUGGAGAAGACUCUGUCAGUGACGAUGACGAUGAAGCCUCUCAGAGAAGCAAGAUGGCACUUCACGCUCGGGGUGGGACUCACUCUUCCAAGAGGGCCUUUGGCGCUAACAGGAGAGGCCUGCUGAGAGGAGGCUUGGCCCACAGAGGCAGCAGAGCAGGGCUGAGUCCGGGAUCGUCUUCUGUCCUCAAGCUUAAGCGAGGUGUUGGCAUGAGGGACGCUGGACGCCGAGGACGAGGGGUCAGGUUGCGUGGAGGCUCAAGAAUGCAACGAAGAGGAGACGAGUCUGACGAAUCUGACGAGGACGACGAUGAUGACGAGGACGAUGACGAGGACGACGAGGAUGACGACGAUGAAGAGGAUGAGGAAGAGGAGGACAGCGAGGAUGGAGAUAAAGAACAGCAUCGUCGACACAGGAGACGGCGCAGGACUGACGAUGAUGAGGAUGAAGACAUAGACAGUGAGGGGCAGUUUGACCCUGAAGAGGAGGAGAUGGACACUCUGGAGGAUGAUGAGGAAGAAGAGGUGGAGGAGGAAGGACGCUGGGAUUCGGACCCAGAACCUCCGGUCCUGCUGGUGUCUGAUCUGAGUGAUGACCUGCUGAGUGGCUCCUACCUGACGGUGACUCUACAGCGCCCCAACAAGGCCAAGAGACAGUGUGGCUCCAUAGUUCCAAAGCUGGAAGCAGCCAUGGGCCCGAGGGCUGCUGCAGGGCCUCAGGGCUUUAUUCAGAGAAAGGGCGCUCUGUCCAAACCUGCACGGCUCCGGUGCACAGACUCCAUGGCUGACAGCAUAACCCCACGAGGACCCGGCAGGCCUCGCCUGCGUGGUAGCCGUGGUGAGAGAGGCGCUCGAACUCGCUCUGUGUCUUCUUCAGAGGAAGAGGAAGCUGCUCCUCACCCUGCGUCCUCCACCCUGUCUUCCCCAGCGUUGCCAUCUCUGCUCUCCUUUAAGGAUGUGGGCAAUGAGAGAGGCGGGGAGAAGGAGGUUUGGGUGUCUGUGUUCAGAUACUUGAACAGAGCUGAGCUGCUGGCAUGCAUGACUGUCUGUAAGGCCUGGUACAAGUGGAGUUGUGACAAACGUCUGUGGAGCCACUUGGAUGUGAGUCGGUGCAGCCCGCUCAGCAACCAGGCCCUCGCAGGCAUUAUCAAACGACAGCCCACCUCUCUGGACCUUUCCUGGACGCCCAUGGCCAAGAGACAGCUGAACUGCCUGCUAACGAGACUCCCAGGCCUGAGAGAGCUGAGUGUGACAGGUCUGCCCUGGUCCUGUCUGUCGGCGAUGGUUUCUCCCACUCUGCCCCAUCUACGGCUGCUAGACCUGCGCUGGUGCGACGGCGUCAAAGACGCCCAGAUUAAAGAGAUCAUCACGCUGCCUGGUUUGGAGUCGUCCCGCAGCAGACUGAGGAACAUGGUGACGCUCCGCCUGUCCGGUCUGGAGAUCACGGAGUCCACUCUGAGGCUCCUGCAGCGCCACAUGCCACAGCUGGAGAGGCUGGACCUGGCUCACUGCAAGGAUUUAACAGACUCCUCCGUCGCCCUGUUGGCAGCAGCUGGGACUCACACACGCAAUAACCUCACCGAGCUCACGCUGGCAGGCUGCAAUGAGCUGACCGAUGGCUGCCUGUCCUAUCUGAAGCGUCUCUCCUCUCUGACCCUGCUCGACCUCAGAGGCUGUAAAGGCGUCAGCAGACGAGCCUGUGACGCCUUCAUCUCCGACCUGUCCCACGUGGCUGUCUACUGUAUGAUGGAGGAGAAACUCAUCCAGCGCCUGGAUUAACAUGAGCACACACUAAACACGAACAUUUUAUUUAUGAUCACACAAGCUGCCAACGUUGGACUGAAGCAUUAAAGCUGCCAAAAGGCUUACUUUAAGUCCCCAUGUCAUCUGAUGUCAGUUAAAUCAUUUCUGUUAGUCUCUGGUCUACAAGAAACACUCGUACGCUUGAAAAUUGUUAUCUGCAAAUGCUGCCAAAAUGUUACCAGGAGAUCAGAUUGUUCCCUGAAUCUCGAGUUACUGCCUGAAUACGAAGCUCUGUUACAGUUGUAUUUCCUUUAUGUCUAAAAUGUUCACCUAACCUAGAACCACAGAUCUUAUUUCUUAUGAAACAUUUGCACUGUUUUGUUUUUUUUAGGGGACUUGGGAAGGAAAAGUCUUGGUGGUCAGUGUUUUGCUCUUCUGCGUCUUAACACUUAUUCCCUGUGUACAUAUGUUGUUUGUUUCAUAUAUGAUAGUGUAGCAUAUAAAAGAGUCCAAGUUUCUGUGUCCAUUUGUUAAGCACUGUGUUUACAGAUGUGCCAAAACAUCCUGUGUAUCUGAUGAACUGUGUCCCACAUAUGGAAACGUUGUAUCAUGCAGCUGCAGCGUGGCCACCAGCACAUACGCACUUGACACUCCUUCAUAUCUGGUUAGUUGGGCUGUUGUCUGAGUUUGCAGUGUGUCAAGACUAAUGCAGGUUCAAAAUUAUAAGGGUGAGGUGUUCUGAUAACAGACUUUCCAAGAACCGUCUGUCAGUCUUCAUCCUCCUAUCCAGUGGUAGAAGUCCAGACCUCCAUCUUAUCCAGGUGAACACCAAUGAGUUCCCAGGCCAGCUGAGAACUCUCUCCAGCAUGUUCUCGGUCUACCACAGGGUCUCCCCGAGUAGGACACGCCUGGCAACAGGUUAGGCUUCAGAGGGUUAAAGAUGGGAACCGUCCCAGUCUGCUAAUACAGAGAGCUUCAGCCCAUCCAGGGCCCAGACACUCAUGUCGGCACCAACUUAUUUAAUGUCUUCUCUUAUAUAGUGCUUUUCUACUCUGCUUCAUGCAACAUGCCUCAGUCACACGUGCACUAUUACUACCCUCACCUGCUUUCUAUCAAACAUUCAUAGAGCAACCUGGAGUUUGUAUCGUGCAGCCUGGAGCAGCUGGUGAUUGAACCACCAACCUUCUGGUUAGUACCUGCCAUUAGCCAUCACAUGUCAAGUCUGUAACACCCACUCCCCUGCACCGCUUUCCCCUCCUGAAUCAGCUGACAGUCUGCCAGACUCCCUUGAUAACAAAGAGCGCUAAAUGAAUGUUUGGUUACCUGUAAAGCGCUUUGAGUGGUCAGUGAACACAGAAAAGCACUUUAUUGACACCACUAAGAAAAGGUACAAAGAGAUUAUGAAAAGUGACACUUUUCAUAUAAAACUAAUGUAAAGUAGCUUUACCAUGAAUGCACACAUCCACUGUAUGAGCCAGAGCUGCUCCCUCAGACCAGACGGAGGUACAUGAACACACCGAUGCUGACAGCAUCACUGUUUGCUUGUCAGAACACAGCAGAGUUCUUCACAAACACACACGUUCCAAUUUCAACUUUUAUUACAAACCAAAAACUCAGUUACAUCUCGUUUCAGCGGUCAGAACACAGUCACUGCUGGAUGUGUGCGUCUCUAAUAGCUCUUAGUGGUCUCGUAGGUCUCUGGGAAAGGUAUGCUGACGUGUCCA
Oreochromis niloticus (Nile tilapia) is the source of this 6351-nucleotide messenger RNA. It is a transcript of the gene kdm2aa, whose product is annotated as lysine (K)-specific demethylase 2Aa. Lineage: Eukaryota; Metazoa; Chordata; Actinopteri; Cichliformes; Cichlidae. Bases 671 to 4663 code for a protein of 1330 amino acids. Gene Ontology annotation, molecular function: DNA binding; zinc ion binding; protein binding. The record is from RefSeq and is a predicted model, not a curated record. The transcript has 26 exons.